UCCGCUGUUCCAUGGCUUAGGCGAAAGAGUGUUUUUUCAGGUGGCUUAUCCCACACAUGCCGCCACGGCAGGAUUACGCAAGCAAAUAUUUGGGUACAUCUUUUUCCUCAUUUGCAUUUCAAGAUCAAAACAAGCUUCGCUCAUUGUCGGGCUUCUUCUAAUCCUAUGGCCAAGUGUCUGCUGCGCUAUGCCUCCGUGACUUUCUUGCUGUGUUGCGUGGCUGCUCAAGGUAGUUACUACUCACAACGCCAAGUUGUCCCAACUUACCCUGGCGGAUACUUCCAACAACCUCAAGGAUAUGUUCAGACACCGAACUAUCCUGCUGGUCGGAGAUCCAACGAAUGUAGCCAACAUCCUGGCUCCACAUGCAUGUUCGUCUUGCUAUGUUUCAUGAGCGGGGGUGUAGCAGCUGGGUCCUGUUCCGGGGGUUUGCUGUCUACAUGCUGUGUUCCUCCUCCCUCCUUAACAUCACCUGCUACUCGCCCAAUGCCAACCAUGAGGCCAGCCCAAGUAGUGACCCAGCCACAAACGGUCCCAACCACAGCGAGACAAGAAAGGACUGUCGCGCCUGUAGUACAACAAAAGCCUCAAAGCAAUGUUACUUACUGCGGCAUACCUAGAGCCAAACCUCAAAGCAGAAUUAUUGGCGGCAACGAUGCAAUGUAUGGCGAAUUUCCGUGGCAGGCUCACAUAAAACUCAAUAAGCAACAGUGUGGCGGAGUUCUUUUAAAUCAAAGAUACGUCUUAACAGCUGCACAUUGUAUUUAUCAGGUACCCCUAACAGACAUCUCUAUCCAGCUGGGUGUGUUUGAUAUUCAGGACCAUAGUCGCCAGGUGAUUGCUCCUCAGACUUUCUCUGUGAUUGAAAAGAAAAUUCAUCCGGACUUCCAGUACCAAGCUGCCCAUCCAGACCGUUAUGACGUAGCCUUGCUAAAACUCAACCAAGAUGUCCAUUUUCACGACACUGUCAUCCCCAUCUGCCUUCCCAGGAAGGACUGGGACUUCCAAGGUUGGCGAGGUGUCAUCACUGGCUGGGGGAAGAAAGACGUCGGGAUCGCCACUCGAUUUGGCACUCGCCUGCUACAGAAAGUAGAUGUCCCGAUUAUUUCCAAUACCCAAUGCGAAGACUGGCAUAGAGAUAAAGGAAUAGAUAUCACAAUUUCCAAGGAAAUGAUGUGUGCCGGAUACGAAGAAGGGAAGAAAGAUGCAUGUGUGGGCGAUUCCGGUGGCCCCCUUAUAGUAAUGGUUCAUGGAAGAUGGGUUGUAGCUGGUCUUGUAUCUGCCGGGUUUGGAUGCGCCCAAGAAAAGCAACCUGGAAUCUACCACAAAGUGCCCACGACAGUAGAUUGGGUGCGGGAGAGCAUAGCUCUUUGAAGAUGUAAAGUACCUCGACUCUACCUCGACUAAACAGCAGUGCUGUGCCUUUAAGUACUGUGAAUUUUAUUUGUACGGGAUGCUCUAAAGCCAAUUUGUACAGCAUUCCAUACAAUCAUCGACUAGACGAUGAAUCUCUCGAUUCGAAACUGUCAUCAGUGUAAAACUUGGUGAAAUCUGCGGAUUUAAAAGUGAAAUUGACGAGACUGGAUUAACACUAUUGAUAGAUAUAUCAUCCAACAUUGUAUAUACUCUCGACGCCAUUAUUUUAUCCAUCUUUUUUAAAUGGUAUCUGUAUGUGCAAACAAAUGUUGAACGUUUGUGAAAGUUAUUUUAAUAAAUGUCACCUAUAUUUUUA
Molecule: messenger RNA, 1732 nt
Organism: Argiope bruennichi
Lineage: Eukaryota; Metazoa; Arthropoda; Arachnida; Araneae; Araneidae
Product: serine protease 27-like
Exons: 8
Coding region: 166-1374 (402 amino acids)
Biological process (GO): proteolysis
Molecular function (GO): serine-type endopeptidase activity
Source: RefSeq, a predicted model, not a curated record